Messenger RNA from Plodia interpunctella (Indianmeal moth), 260 nucleotides. RefSeq lists its product as uncharacterized. The record is from RefSeq and is a predicted model, not a curated record. NCBI's taxonomy places the organism in Eukaryota, Metazoa, Arthropoda, Insecta, Lepidoptera, Pyralidae. Gene Ontology annotation, biological process: negative regulation of protein neddylation. The transcript is spliced from 3 exons. The coding region runs from base 7 to 186 and encodes 59 amino acids.
UGAAGAAUGAAGCCAACCAUAGCUGCAGAUGAGAUGUUUCCAGAGGGUGUGGGACCUUACAUGGAUUUAGAAGAGGCAGGAGGACCAUCAAAUUUGUUAAUGGAUUUAGCAGCCAAUGAAAAAGCUGUUCAUGCAGACUUUUUUAAUGAUUUCGAAGAUCUAUUUGAUGAUGACGACUUGAAAUAAAGGCAGAUACAGGAGUUUAUGUACUUACCAUUAAUGAAAUAUAUCUAAAUUAUUACAUUUUUCAAAUUUCAAAA